Epithele typhae is the source of this 1296-nucleotide messenger RNA. RefSeq names its product FAD/NAD(P)-binding domain-containing protein. The record is from RefSeq and is a predicted model, not a curated record. Gene Ontology annotation, biological process: secondary metabolite biosynthetic process. The transcript is spliced from 9 exons. Lineage: Eukaryota; Fungi; Basidiomycota; Agaricomycetes; Polyporales; Epitheliaceae. The coding region runs from base 1 to 1296 and encodes 431 amino acids. Gene Ontology annotation, molecular function: FAD binding.
AUGUCUCCAUCCAGGUUCUCCGUCGCCAUCUGUGGUGGAGGGAUAGGAGGCCUCACUCUUGCCGUGGCCUUAUCCAAGUACCCCGAAAUUGAAGUGAACGUCUAUGAAGCGGCGGGCCAGUUCAAGGAGAUCGGGGCCGGUGUGAUGAUCUGGGCGCGAACUUGGGAGAUACUCACCCUCCUAGGCAUGGCGGGCGACUUCUCUCGGAUCGCGCACGCGCCUCCAGACGGCUCUCUGGGUAUAGGCUUCGAUUACCGAAAGUCGGACCAGCCCUCGGAGGGGUCCCGAUUCUACUUGUUCGAGGUCCCCUACGGUUGUAUCCGCUUCCACCGCGCGCACUUCCUCGACGCGCUCGUCGGCCACCUCCCCGCCGGCGCCGCGCACUUCGGCAAACGGCUCAUCUCCUACGCCCGCCGGCGGGACCGGCGCACGGCCCUCGCGUUCGCGGACGGCUCCUCCGCGACGUGCGACCUCCUCGUCGGCUGCGACGGGAUCAAGUCCACCGUGCGGAAGCAGAUGCUCGAGGACUCCGUCCGGGCUGGCGGAGAUAGGACGUUGCUCGAGCUGGUCGACCCGGUGUGGAGCGGGACGGUCGCGUACCGCGGGCUCAUCCCCGUGGAGAAGCUGAGGUCGGCGCACGGGACGGAACAUCGGACGAUCCAGAGCCCUAUGAUGUACUGCGGCAAGGGGAAGCAUGUUGUCAGCUACUCCAUCUCUGCGGGCUCAAUCGUCAACGUCGUCGCGCUCGCGUCCAAACCCGAGCUCUACGGGACUCCCUGGACUGGCGCGUGGGUGGAGGACUGCCCCGCGUCCGAGAUGCAAGAAUGCUACUCGCAGUGGGAGCCGGAAGUCGGGGAGCUCCUCAAGUGUAUAGAGAAGCCGACGCGAUGGGCUAUUCACGAGAUGAAGCCGCUGCCGUUCUACGCGAGAGACGGCGUGGUGCUGCUCGGCGACGCAGCGCACGCAAUGACCCCGAACCAGGGCGCCGGGGCCGGACAGGCCAUCGAGGAUGCGUUCAUCCUGGCUUCCGUCCUCGGCCACCCCUCGACCGAUCGCCAGACUUUGGAGGCCGCGCUGCAAGCGUACGAGCGCGUCCGGCUGCCCAUCGCGAACCACGCCUUGCGGGGGUCCAGGGAAUCCGGAGAUAUGUACGAGUUCAACGGGCCAGUACGAGACGACCUGGCUGUGCUGGGGCCGCGAAUUGGCCGGCAGUGGGACUGGCUUUGGGAGUCGACGGCGCAAGGCGAGCGGGAUAGGGCGAUCGGAAUGCUCCGGUCAACGAAAGCGAAGUUGUAG